AUGCCUUCAACUACUCAAGCUUGUCAUGUUCUUGCUGAUUUUAGCAUUAUUCCUAUGGGAACAGAAGUCAAUACUACUAAGUACAUGGCCGAAAUUCAGAAAAUAUUGAAAAAAACCAAUUUGAACUAUAGUAUGCAUUGUAGUGGAACAAAUAUCGAGGGAAGAUGGGAGCAAGUUAUGAAUGCAAUUAGAGAUUGUAUCGACAAAAUUCACGAACUUGGUGUACCAAGAAUUGAUUGUAACAUUAGAAUUAAUACUCGUACCGACAAAGCAAUGACUAUGGCAGAUAGUCUUCGUGUUGUUAAUGAUAUGGUCGAAAAACAACAACAAUGA
This is a messenger RNA of Entrophospora candida, 333 nucleotides long. Lineage: Eukaryota; Fungi; Glomeromycota; Glomeromycetes; Entrophosporales; Entrophosporaceae. The record is from the annotation of a GenBank genome assembly.